Cutaneotrichosporon cavernicola is the source of this 1266-nucleotide messenger RNA. RefSeq lists its product as uncharacterized. Gene Ontology annotation, molecular function: protein binding. The coding region runs from base 1 to 1266 and encodes 421 amino acids. The transcript has a single exon. The record is from RefSeq and is a predicted model, not a curated record. Lineage: Eukaryota; Fungi; Basidiomycota; Tremellomycetes; Trichosporonales; Trichosporonaceae.
AUGAACGACAACGACAACAACGACGACGUCUACAACGACGACACAUUCUACCGCUCACAACGCGCCCUAUCUAGCGACUAUACCAUGCGCCCAGCCCAUGUUGCGUUUUGGUGUUCUCGGAGACAGGGGCUCAUCACCCCGCCUACGACGCCACCGGGGUGUAUGAUGGAUCUGGUGGAUGUGGAUGACAUGGACGAUAUGGACGUCGACCCUCCUGUCACCUCGUCUACCACCUUGCUUGCCACCCACAACCUCUCCACAUCCCACCCCCCAUCCCACCCCACAUCCCACCCCACAUCCCACCCACCCACAAUCCCCGCAGACGCCUACCCACACAUCGUCGACGCAAUCUUGGCAUAUGCGCCUCACGACGCGCUCGCGACCUUGCGUACAGUCUGCCGGUCAUGGCGGGAUCGCGCCGACGCCCGCCUCCUCACCCACGUCAUCCUGCAGGACAACUACGUCCCAGCCCUACCGGCAGGCGGGCCGAUCCGUACCAACUGGUUCACUUUCCCCGUCCACACCCUCGACCUCGUCGACCUCGAUCUCGCAUCCCCACGCCCCCUUCCGCCCAAAGUACAUAUUCUACGUGUCCGCAACAUUGCACGCUGGAGCACCCUCUCCCUCCCACGCUCCAACACACUCGUCAUCAAAGGCCUCAUCUCUGACGGUGGCUUCGGACCAACCUUGCAGACCUGGGCCCCAUACUUGUCACGCACGACCCGCCUCGUUGUACACUACAACCCCAAAGAGCCAGAGUUGGGCGCAUGGGGUAUCAUUGGCGGUUCCAUCCGCCAAAGCCUCGGCCUGUCCUCCCUGUCCUCCUUUUCGCUGCAAGAAAUCGUAUUCGUAUUCACCGAUGCGGCCGACGCGAUCGAGUUGUCCUUCCUAGGACCGCUGAUCAUGCUCUGCCUGCAGUUGGGAUGGCACGCUGGCAAGCCAGCCCAAGUGCGGAUGACCCUGGUCAACGUUUUGCCGCGGUUGGCCGCUGGCGUCGAGGCGGGUGAGACAUUGACUGGCGAGACCGAGGACGUGCAUGCCCUCUUCCUCCGAGCUGCGGGGUUCGGAUCCGCCCCAGAUGACCAACUCAAACGCGACUUUGGGCAUUACUUUGACUUUGUGACGUUUGACCAGUACCGCCAGCGACUGGGAGAUGAGCAGUUUGAGCUUGAGAUGGGCAUGCCGCGCCGAGUUGGGCCGCCGCAACUCCUCCAGCCUAUCCCGCCCCGCGACGAAAAGAUGGUCCGGUUUACACGCAUACAGUAA